AUGUCCUGCCCCGUGGAAGAGAUCGUCAAAACCUAUGAAGAUGAUCCAACGAUAGUACAACGCAUCGCAACGCGCAAGACUAAACUUCCGCUCGCGAUCGAGCCCCCAAACCCGGCUUGGCCCGAACACUUUGAGUUUCUCAAGGCCCGCAUAAUCGGCGCCAUCGGCCCCACGGCCGUGAGCAUCUCCCACGUCGGCUCAACCUCCGUCCCAAACCUCCCCGCCAAGGCCGUCAUCGACGUUGACCUGGCGAUUGCGAACCCGACGGCCGAAGAUGAGUACGCUCCUGCACUGGAGGCGGCCGGUUUUCAGUUCCUCUUACGCGAACCCGAAUGGCAUGAACAUCGAUUCUUCGCGAUGAGUGAGCCGUAUUUCUGCAACCUGCAUGUCUUCAAAGUCGGGACGGCGGAGAUGGAGAGGCACUUGAUUAUGAAAGAAUGGCUCACGACGCACGAAGAUGACAAGGAAUUGUAUGCGCAGGCCAAGGUUGAUGCUGCGGGGGUGAGUAACGGGCUGGGUGAGACGGUGGUGGAGUACAAUUUCCGCAAGGAGAAUGUCAUUCGGGAGAUUCUCGAAAGGGCUUUCCGGGCAAAGGGGUAUCUUCCCGAUGUCGAGAACCCUAGGCCCGCCGACAAGCUCCCCUACCUCGCCUGGCAAGACAUUCGCAUCACGAACAGUCAUCAACAAGGCGCAUGGACUCUUCGGGUUACCAUCCGCAAUCUCAAAACCAACAAGGACGCGGGUGCACAAAGCGCCUUCGUUGUCAAUGAGACCAUGAUAUUCCGGGUCGCCUCUCUCCAGCAGCAGUCGAACUUGUCAUUCAUCAUACGGCAAUCAGCUGACACCUACGGAGCAAUUCUGGGCAAUACUGAUGCGCGCGCGCUGAUGUGUCACGAUCCGGAUAACUUUGCGUUGGAGAGGGUUUACACCGACAGACUUCAGAAUAUCGAUAUCGCUGCCGUCACCCUAGCUCGAGGCAAGCGCGGGCUGCACCCUAGAUCGGCUGCCUGCAGCCAAAUCAUCCAGCUCUACGGUCCUGAAUUGAAUGCGCUGACCCGUCAGUACAUUCGCCAAGACAAAGAGUACUCCACGCUGUCCAGGGCCGAGAAGAAGAACCGGGAUCGCGUCCUACGCCGCCAAGCUUUCCUUGCUUUACGUCGUGAGAUGAUCAAUCUUCAGCGACGCAACCAGACUCAGAAGGGACGCAAGAUUCGAACUACCGAGAUUCUGGUUCGCGCGACGGACUUCAACAAACGGCUCAUUCAGGCGUUCAACUCCGACGAGGCAAAGCAGCCAGAAGAUGUCAGUGAUACACGAGAUGAUCAACUCGACGAUGACUUUCCUGAAUCCGAUGACGAUCGCGAUGAAGACGAGAUUGAUGGCGGCAACAACACCGGAGAAGAUGAAGAUAACGUCCCGCACCCACUUUCCGGACACCCCCUCAUUCCGGACACCUAA
This is a messenger RNA of Colletotrichum aenigma, 1458 nucleotides long. RefSeq names its product UPF0157 protein. The transcript is spliced from 4 exons. NCBI's taxonomy places the organism in Eukaryota, Fungi, Ascomycota, Sordariomycetes, Glomerellales, Glomerellaceae. The record is from RefSeq and is a predicted model, not a curated record. Bases 1 to 1458 code for a protein of 485 amino acids.